This is a messenger RNA of Pseudomassariella vexata, 2196 nucleotides long. RefSeq names its product general substrate transporter. Gene Ontology annotation, cellular component: membrane. The coding region runs from base 173 to 1729 and encodes 518 amino acids. The transcript has 2 exons. Gene Ontology annotation, molecular function: hexose transmembrane transporter activity. Gene Ontology annotation, biological process: monosaccharide transmembrane transport. Lineage: Eukaryota; Fungi; Ascomycota; Sordariomycetes; Amphisphaeriales; Pseudomassariaceae. The record is from RefSeq and is a predicted model, not a curated record.
GACGUUUCAACUGGAUGCUAAUGCUGCUACGGUGCCAAUCGUCUAUCUUCAAGCUAUACACCAUUAACAUCCCUCAGUGCAGACCUCAACCUAAACAAAACCCUACUAACCUUCACCAUAUACUUUAGCUAUCUCUAGAGCCUGGUUAUUUUGCUCGAAGUUGGCGUUCAUCAUGCCUCCCGGGUUGCGCCAAUGCGUCCACGAUGUCUCGCCUUACCUCAUCUUGUUGAUCGCGAUCAGCACGUUGGGACCGCUACAGUUUGGCUUCCAUCUGGCUGAGCUCAAUGCCCCACAAGACGUCAUAACCUGCCGCAAGAAAUCCAUCUCGACGAGGAUCACAAGCACUCUAAUCUCGCUAACCACAUCCAAAUCCUCGACCGCUGCCCGCACCGACUUGCCGGAUUGUAUCCCCAUGGACAAUGCCGCAUUCGCUGUCGUAUCGAGCUUGUUCACCAUCGGCGGCUUGGUUGGCGCUCUCGCCGCGGGUCCAACUUCGUCCGCGAAAGGCCGGCUGCUGGCCAUGCGAAUCACGAGUCUGUUCUUCAUACUUGGAUCACUGAUAGAAACCGUGGCCUCCUCAAUCGCCGUCAUGUCGAUAGGAAGAAUGUUCUCAGGUGUGGGCGCGGGGGCCGCCACCGUCAUCGUACCGCUGUACAUCAGUGAGAUUGCCCCGCCGAAGGAGAGGGGUUUCUUCGGUGUCAUGACGCAGGUCAGUAUCAAUGUCGGCAUUCUCGGCACGCAGACCCUCGGGUACUUCUUCAGCUACGGCUCGGCGUGGCGAUGGGUUCUUGGUGCUGGCAUCAUCGUCGGAGCUUUCCAGGGCGUGGGGUUGUUGAUCUUGCCCGAGAGCCCGGCCUGGUUGGCGGCGAACAAGAGCGUGACCCAGGCCAAGCGGACCCUGCAGCGCAUCAGAGGCGAUCAUUUUGACAUUCAAGAAGAGAUUGCGGCAUGGCGCGCGGAUGGAGAGGUGGUGAUACCCGAAGAGGAGGGUCUGCUUAACGGCGCGGACGAGGAGACGUUGUUGGCUCGACGAGACUCCACGACCAGCAAGGCGAGUGGGAAGGCUGGUACUCAUCUGGGUUUCUUCGAAGUCGCUCGCGAUCCGGUCACCCGUCCGGCUAUCAUCGCCGUUGUGGGGAUCAUGUUCUCGCAACAGCUCUGUGGCGUCAACUCUAUCAUCAUGUACUCUGUCUCGCUGCUGGCCGACCUGCUACCCGUUGACUCGGCGCUCCUGACCAUUCUGAUCUCGGCUAUCAAUCUGAUCACCACUGUGGCGUGUUCCCCUCUCCCAGAUAAGCUGGGUCGCAAGACUUGUCUACUACUCUCCAUUGCCGGGCAGGGUACGUCCGCACUUUGUCUCGCGAUCUCCAUUCUAUCCGGGGUUAAGAUCCUCAGCGCCAUCGCAGUCCUCUUUUUCGUGGCCUUCUUCGCAGUUGGCCUAGGUCCCGUCCCCUUCAUGAUGGCCAGCGAGUUGGUUAGUCAAGAGGCCGUGGGCGCUGCGCAGAGUUGGUGUCUGGCUGCUAGCUAUAUCGCUACGUUCUUGGUGGCGCAGUUUUUCCCCAUUAUCAACCAGGCCAUGAAUGAGAGGUUUGGUGGCGCGGGGUGGGUGUACUUUGUCUUUGCUGCAUUGGCUGUGCUGUGUGGGCUCUUUGUGUCGACCAGAGUACCUGAGACCAAGGGGAAGAGGGAUGCUGAUGAGGUUUGGGGUCGAACUAGGAGAUUAGACUGAAGGGGUAUCUGUAUGCAUUGAUUCAAAUUGGGGGUACAUAAAGUUAGGGGGCAUCAGCAUUCCCAUACGGAAACCAGCCUGGCAGAGCCGCAUACACAAGCUGAUCAAUGAGAGUAGCCGCAUGCGACCAAUGACGGUUUGCCGCCAUUGAUUUGAUCCUUCCAAUACUCUCCAUGUUCUGUAUCGUUGUGUUUUAUGAUCAGAUCAUAUAUACUCACGAAGUCUUCAGACCCCAAAGACCACGCCCCCCAUGGUGAGCGCAUGUGAGACUUGGGUUGGCGAAGGAUGUAAACUAAACUAGAACCGUAAGCGGAAUUUGGUUAUAUGCGACGCGGGUAGUUACUUUUAGUCAAGGCUGGUUGGCAAUUUACUUCUACACCACCAACCUACAGUUGUGACACCAACAACACAAGGCGGUAAUAGACCGGAAUUCGAUCGCAGCAAGAAAUAUUACAGAAUUAAGUUAU